UUGUGAAAGAACUCUUAAAUAGAAAUGUUUCAACCAGUUAGAGUGAUUAAUUGUUCCUUGCGAACAUGUCAAUGGAAUCAGUUGCGAUCAGUUGCGCAGGUUAAUUUGAAGAACAAUGAAGAAAUUCACGAAAAAGGAUAUUCUCAAGAAUGGCUGAACGCAAAACCAACGAACGAAAUUCCCGGACCAACUGUGUACAAUAUGAUACGGGGAUUCAUGCCAGGAGGUGAAUACUACAAAAUGUCAUUGAAUGACUUCACAUUGGCUGGGCGAAAAAAGUACGGUGACAUUUUCAUGUUGCCAGCAAUGCUUGGUAGAUCAAGUAUGUUGAUGGUAUUCAAUCCAAAUGACUUUCCCGUAUUUCUGCAUUCUGAAGGCAUAUGGCCACUUCGUAAUGGACUUGAAACAAUGAAUUAUCAUCGAACAAUUCAUAAGAAAGAGGACUAUGGAGAUGUUAUUGGACUUCUUGGAUCAAACGGUGAAGCUUGGGGUAAAAUUCGGACUGCAGUUAAUCCAAUCUUAAUGAAGUCCCAAAAUUCAAGGUUAUAUCUUGGAAAGAUGCAAGCAGUCAGUAGUGAGUUUCUUGAAAGAAUUCGUGAAAUUCGAGAUCCCACUACCAUGGAAGUACCUGAUAAUUUCCUCGACGAAAUUAAUCGGCUUACUUUUGAGUCUGUAGCUGUAAUUGCACUUGACCAAGAAAUUGGAUUGAUACGAAAAAAUCGUGACCAUGAAGAUGCACAGGCAAUUUUUAGCAGUCUGCGUAGUAUCUUCGAUUUAACUCUAGACCUUGAUGUUAAUCCAUCACUUUGGAGAUUUAUUUCGACACCGAAAUUUAAGCAAAUGAUGAAAAGUUAUGACACAUUACACGAGAUCAUUAUGAAACUAAUCAAUCAGGCAUUGGAGAGAAUUGAGAUGGAAAAAUCAAUAUCGAAGGACGAUCAAGAAAAGAGUGUUUUGGAAAAGCUGUUGAAGAUUGAUAAAAGAGUUGCAGUUGUUAUGGCUUUGGAUAUGCUAAUGGCUGGAGUUGAUACAACUUCUACGACACUAACUGGAAAUCUUCUUUGUUUGGCUAAAAAUCCUGAAAAACAAAUGAAAUUACGGAAAGAAAUUCGUUCGGUUCUUCCACAAAAAGAUUCUCUUCUAACAAUCGAUAGUUUGAAGAAUCUUCCUUAUUUAAGAGCAUGUAUUAAAGAGGGCAUACGAAUGUAUCCAAUAUCAUCAGGAUUUCCACGAAUAGCAAGUGAUAAUAUUGUCAUGAGCGGUUAUCGUGUCCCGAGGAACCAAGAAGUUUUAUUGAAUAGCAAUUUGGUGCUAAUGGAAGAUGAACAUAUUCCCAAUGCUAAGCAUUAUUUACCAGAAAGAUGGCUUCGAAGUGAAAAAGCAACAACUAAAGAUCAAAUUAAUCCGUUUAUAUAUAUUCCUUUUGGAUUUGGUGCUAGAAGUUGUGUUGGUAAGAGAAUUGUUGAAAUGGAAUUGGAGACAACAAUUGCAAGAUUGGUGAGAAAUUUCCAUAUUGAAUUUAAUUAUUCUACGGAAAAAGCUUUUAAGAACCGGCUAAUAAAUACGCCGGCAAUACCACUUAAGUUUAAAUUUAGUGAAGUUGAAAAUUAGAUAAAAAAAAAGUAUUUUUGU
Molecule: messenger RNA, 1632 nt
Organism: Episyrphus balteatus (marmalade hoverfly)
Lineage: Eukaryota; Metazoa; Arthropoda; Insecta; Diptera; Syrphidae
Product: cytochrome P450 CYP12A2-like
Exons: 5
Coding region: 25-1611 (528 amino acids)
Molecular function (GO): heme binding; iron ion binding; monooxygenase activity
Source: RefSeq, a predicted model, not a curated record